Coniosporium apollinis CBS 100218 is the source of this 960-nucleotide messenger RNA. RefSeq lists its product as uncharacterized. The transcript has a single exon. Gene Ontology annotation, cellular component: nucleus; cytoplasm. Gene Ontology annotation, molecular function: nicotinamide-nucleotide adenylyltransferase activity; ATP hydrolysis activity. The coding region runs from base 1 to 960 and encodes 319 amino acids. The record is from RefSeq and is a predicted model, not a curated record. Lineage: Eukaryota; Fungi; Ascomycota; Dothideomycetes.
AUGGCAGACACAGCUAUCCGUGUCGCUUUCAUGCGCACACAAUUACCGUCCCUUGAGUCUGCCCUCAAUGCCUUUAAGUCUUCCUCAUCCGCCUUUCGGGUAGUACGCACCGUCAAUCCGCCUCAAUCUAAUGGAGCAUCGCGACCUCCCAAAACUCUCUACAUCCUCGACUCCUCAUUCAACCCACCCUCAAUCGCCCACCUCUCCCUAGCUACCUCCGCCCUCCGCAAUCCAAGCCCCAACGAUGCCCAGCCCUUCCGUUUCCUCCUCCUGCUGAGCACCAUGAACGCGGACAAGGCGCCCAGUCCCGCAAGCUUCGAGCACCGUCUGGCUCUGAUGACUCUCUUCGCCGAGGAUCUCACACAAGAGCUUUCGGGAGCCUCCUCCACAUCCUCAAACAAGUCCGCCCCUACACCGCCCGCUGUUAGUGUGCCUAUAGACAUUGGCCUAACAACAGCACCGUACUACUCCGAUAAGUCCGCGGCAAUUGAUUCCGCCGAAUCGAGUCCAUACCCCAAAGGCGUCAAGCACGUCCACCUGGUAGGCUAUGACACACUCAUCCGCUUUACCGCUCCGAAGUACUACAAGGAGUACACUCCUCCGCUCUCAGCACUCGCUCCGUUCUUCGAGGCGGGCCAUAAGCUGCGCGUUACGCAACGGCCCGCAAAUCCGAAGGACGAGUCUUCGAGCGAGUUCGGUACAGCAGAUGAGCAGAGGGGCUACCUGGACCGCUUGAGGAAAGGCGAGCUCGAGAGCGAAGGCUUCAAGCCGGAGUGGGCGGAGCGGCUGGACAUGGUGCCAGGAGAUGAAGGCGUGGGUGUCAGCAGCACGAGGGCGAGGAAGGCGGCUAAUAGAGGCGAUUGGGACGAGGUGGGCAAGUUACUGACGCCCAGCGUGGCUGGUUGGGUUAAGGAGCUGGGGUUGUAUAAGGAUGAUGCUAGGGGCGCGAAGAUGGCUUGA